Messenger RNA from Rhinichthys klamathensis goyatoka, 2586 nucleotides. It is a transcript of the gene nup58, whose product is annotated as nucleoporin 58. Gene Ontology annotation, biological process: nucleocytoplasmic transport. Gene Ontology annotation, cellular component: nuclear pore. The record is from RefSeq and is a predicted model, not a curated record. Lineage: Eukaryota; Metazoa; Chordata; Actinopteri; Cypriniformes; Leuciscidae. Gene Ontology annotation, molecular function: structural constituent of nuclear pore. The transcript is spliced from 14 exons. Bases 263 to 2041 code for a protein of 592 amino acids.
AGAGAGGCGCUUUUGCGCGGAAACACCGAGCAGCAACAUUUUCAAUAUUUAGAAACUCAUAACGUUAGUCGUUUUAAAAAACAACAAAGUAGGCCUUUGCCACCUAGUUUAGAGUAUUUUAUUUAUAUUUUCUCCAUACGCUUCAGAAUUUUGUGCUGGUUGCUUUUAUUAUGCUGCGUAUGUCCUAGGUAGUGUGUUUAGGGCCUCCACGAGGUCGGACCCGCUUGAUUUGAUUGUCAAGUUUUGGGAAUUUAAGUCCAAAAUGUCCAGCUUUAACUUCGGCACAAGUACCCUCGGGUCCAGCGCCACCGGCGGGGGCUUCUCAUUUGGAGCUGCGACCAGCACACCUGCUGCAGGCACGGGUGGAUUCACACUCGGAGGAGGUUUUGGCACGCCGUCCUCCGCACCGGCCGCAACUAGUACCACCUCCACACUGGGAUUUGGGUCCAGUGUAUUUGCACAGAAACCAACAACUGGAUUCUCAUUUAACACACCUGCCUCAGGGGCUGCUCCUUCCACUACUGGCCUUACUUUAGGGAGUCUUACCACCUCGACUGCUGGAUCCACUGGGUUCAGCCUGGGCUUCGGAAAGCCAGCGGCCUCUGCUGCACCAUUCUCACUGACCACCACCACCUCUGCACCUCCAGGCACAGGCCUGACUCUUGGCUCCGUCCUCACCUCCACAGCACCUCAGACCAGCUCCACUGGCUUCUCCCUUAACUUGGGAGGAGCAACCACCACUUCAUCUGCACCUGCCCCGGGUUUUUCCUUUAGUUCCAGUCUCUUUUCCAAUCCUACCUUGACAGGGUUGGGACAGUCUACAUUAGGUGGAGCUCUGAGUCUGGGUGGUUUAGUCUCUUCCUCUGUCGCAGCCACCUCUGUCCCAGCACCCAGUCUCGGCCUGGGUGGAGUGGACUUCAGCACUUCCUCUGAAAAGAAUACUGACAAGUUAUCCAGCACCAGACCUGAGGACAGUAAAGCCCUCAAAGAGGAAAACCUCCCUGGUCCGAUCUGUCAAGAUGUGGAUAACUUUCAGAAGUUUGUCAAGGAACAGAAGCAAGUCCAGGAAGAGAUCAGCAGAAUGUCCUCUAAAGCCAUUCUCAAAGUGCAGGAGGACAUCAAGACGCUCAGACAGCUCCUCUCUGUCUGUGCCAGCGGGCUGCAGAGAAAUUCGCUGUCCAUAGACAAACUGAAGUUGGAAACUUCUCAGGAAUUGAAGAAUGCUGAUAUCGCACUUCGCACCCAGAAGACCCCUCCUGGACUCCAACAUGAAAACACAGCACCGUCUGAUUAUUUCCGGUCUCUGGUGGAGCAAUUUGAGGUGCAGUUACAGCAGUACCGUCAGCAGAUCGAAGAACUCGAGAAUCAUCUGACCACCCAGAGCAGUGGCUCCCACAUCACACCUCAAGAUUUGUCCUUGGCCAUGCAGAGACUCUACCAGACGUUUGUUGCACUUGCUGCACAGUUGCAUGCAGUUCAUGAGAAUGUUAAGACUCUCAAACAUCAGUACCUGGGCUACAGACGAGCCUUCCUCGAUGACUCCUCUGACGUGUUCGAGUCGAAGCGUGUCGCCGGCAAGAAAUGGCAGAGCUCUCCGCACGUCACCACAGGCCCCGCCCCCUUCGGCAGCGUUCCCAACGCAGCAGCCGUUGCCAUGGCUGCCACUCUCACUCAGCAGCAGCAGCCGGCUCAAGGACCUCAGGCGCCCUUGGGGGCCAGUUUUGGCACUCCAUUUUCCUCGGGUAUUGGCACUAGCAUGGGCUCAUCAAGCCUCGGAGCAUUUGGUAGCGGCCCUGGGUUUGGGGGCGCAACAGGAGGUUUGUCGUUCGGGUUUUCCUCUAGCAAGCCAUCUGGAGGGAGCCUGAGCGCAGGGUUUGGAACAUCUAACACCUCGGGCUUCAACUUCAGUAACCCAGGCAUCAAUGCAUCGGCUGGGUUGACCUUUGGCGUUUCCAACACACAAACUCCUGGAUUUGGGGCAGGUGGGCCACUGCUACAGCUUAAAAAACCACCAGCGGGAAACAAGAGGGGCAAGAGAUAAAACAGCAAGUUGUUGUGGGGUAAAGGGAAAUGUCACGAGGUAAAGAUGAUGUGUCUCUCAGAUCUUUAUUUUUAUAUAUGCGUGUGUGUGCAUACAUGUUUUCUCUGUUGAAUGCCAUUAAAGGAUUUGUUCGGCUCUCCCUUUUACCCUAGUGACUGUGCUGUGUUCUCGUUUACUGUUUUCCGAUGAAUUGCAUAAGAGCUAACAGAUGCACAAAACACCCGUGAAGGAAUUUUGAUGUAGAUGCUCUUGGUAUUGAAGAUACUUUUGAACUAAGUUUACCUGUGUCCGUGGCUUUAUUUUAAACCACAUGCGCUGUGAUUGUAAAUGUCAACCCAUUCUAUUAAGAUGACCUAUGUAAUCGGUUUCCUGGUUAAUUGUACCAAAUAGAUGUCAACCUGUAUAAGAAUGUUAAAUUUGUAUACCCCAUUUUUGUUUUUGUCUUUGUUACCAAAUAGUGAAAAAAAAAAAUCUAUACUUAAGCAGACUUUGUGCAAACAUGUAAUUUUUCGACAAGUUUGUGUUAUUAAAAGAAGCGACAAUUA